AUGGAAAUUGCUGAUACUGAAAUUCAACUUUCAGAAAGUCUUCAACAUUUACAACAAAUGUUGAAUGGAUAUAGUAAUGGACAAGGAAUUGUUACAUCGAAAUUUUUAUAUCAAAUAAAAGAAAUAAUAGAAGCUUCUAAAAUGGUUGUUGAAACUACAAAAAUUAUUACUCGGGAAAUAUUUUUAAAAGAACCAGCAUUAAGAAAUGAAUUAGUUUCUCUAUCUAUUGAAAUUGUAGAUGCAUAUAUUGCUUUAGAAAAAUUAACUAAUACAUUAAAAUAUAAUUUAAUGGAUGAAACAACUCCAUCAGUUGUUAUGUCUAGUUGUGAGAUAAUAGCAUUAAAUUCUGCAACAAUUUUACAUAUUUUUAAUGGUUCUUCAUUUACUCGAUUAUUUUCUGAAUCACAUUCAUUACUUGAAAAACUAGAUCAAGUUACUCCUUCAUCUAUUACUAAUUAUACUACUUCAACUAUCAUCGCUGAAAUAGCUGUACAACUCCAUACUCAUUUAACUCAUUUAUUAACUCAAGUUAAUUUAUCAACAGAUGAACCACAUCAAUUACAUUCUCUUCAUCAUUUAUUAUCAGAUCAAUAUGCUACAUUUAUUUCUGCAUUUGAUGAAUAUUUAAUUUCAAAUAAAACAACAGAAAAAGCAGAACUUGUUUUUAAAGCUUGUAAAGAACUUUCAACAUCUCUUAAGAAUGAAAUUCAUUUAAUAUCACCAGUACAUCCAUUACCAUCACGUCCAUGGAAAGGAACACGUUUAAGAGCAACAGAACUUCUUAAAAGUGAAGAUUUUGAAGGAAUUACACCAAUAUUAUUAAAAUGGGAUUUUCCUACACCAAGAGUAUUACCAUUAAUUGAUUCAUUAGAAAAAGCAGUCCGUGCAGGUGCAUAUGAUUCAGCUGAUGAUACUAAAGUAGAAUUAUUAGAAUAUUUCCAACAAUUUGCAACAGGAGGAAUAAUGAAAUAUCAAGAAGAUCCAUGUAGAGAACAAACUGCAAAAAUGUUACAAUUAACACUUCAUAAAUUUGAAUCCAAAUAUUGGAAAUUUAAAGAUAAAAGAGAUGUUGGAUUUGCAUUAGCAUCAUUAGAAGAAACAUUAGUACCAUCAUCAUUAGAAGAAGAUAUAGUAAUACAAGAAAUUAAAGAAAUUGGAGAAUGUCUUCGAUAUGGUACAUUAAAUUCACUUUAUCUAUUACCUAAAUAUUCUGAAAAAUUAAGAUUUUUAGGAGCACCAAAAGUAACAAUAGGAAAUAUUGAUUCAAUUCAAAAUAUAUCAAAUAUUGAAGAAUUACAAGAAUUUUAUAAUAAUUUACCACCAUUACCUGAUAAUGAUGCAUUAUUAGUAUUAAAAGAGAUGGUAAUAGAAUUAAUAAUUCUUGAUAUUUUAUUAACAUCACCUGAUUAUCAUAAUGAACAAUUUGAAUAUUUAACUCAAAGAGUUGUUCAUUCAGUUACUAAAAUUACACGAUCAAGUCUUUUUUUAGCAUAUCUUAUUGAAAAUCCAUUUAAUAGAGAAAUUUGUUUAUUAGCAGCUAAAAGUAUUGAACAAUCAAUUACAGAUAUUGCAUUAUUUUUAAAUGAAUUAGUUAGAGUUAAAAUAAGAGAAGAAAGAGAUUGGGUUGUUAAACAAGAUAUUGUAAAAUUUAUUCGUGGUGUUGAAAUAAUAAUGUUUUAUAGUCAACCACCUCCAAUUUAUCAUGCUUAUAACUUAGUAGAAAAUAUUGUUAGAGAUGCUGAAGCACUUCAAGUUUAUCAAUUUGCAAAUAUUUCAAAAGAAGUUGAAUUUAGAAUAAAAGAAAAUUAUGAAGAAUUUAAAAUUUGUGUUCAUCCUAAAAAUUGUAAUUCUGAUUUACUUUCACCUUCAUUAAUAAAUGAAUUUUCUUCUGCAAUUGAACUUUUAGAUGAUACUGAAAUAAAAAGAAUUGGAACAGAAAUAUUAAAAUUACUUAAAAAACAUCAUUGUGGUGAUUUAAUUCGUGUAAGUAUUAAUGUUGCUACAAUGUGUGCACAACAAUCGUGUUUGUCUGUUUUUGAAAAAACAUAUGAUGGUAUUACAAAUGCAAUGAAAGCUUUUACUUUAGAUGAACAAUUUUUAUUUAAACAAAUUAAUGAAGAAUUUGUAAGUAAAGGAAGAGCUGUUGUAAAAGAUCAAAGUAGUAUUGAAGAAAUGUAUAAUGCAUCUACUCGUUUAAGAAAAGCUUUAGAUAAUUGUUUUAUUGUUGAUGAAGUUAAUCCAUUACAAUCUGGAUGUAGAGAAGUUCGAGAAGUAAUGUCAUCUGUUCAAAGUGAAGUUGUAAAAUUAAUUGUUCCUGACGUUGAAGUUAAAAAGAUGUAUAAAAAAUUAGAUGAAAUUAAUCAUUUAAUUUUAAUUAAAAAUUGGACUGAAGCACUUGAAUCAGAAUUAGUAGCAUUAUUGACUAUUUAUCAUGGUGAUAAAGAUUUAAAAGGAAGAAUUAUUACUACUUUACAAUUACUUGAAUUAUUAUUAGAUUUCUUUGCUCAAAAUCAUGUUCUUUAUAGCAAACUUGAAAAUAUUAAAAGAAAAAUUGCAACUGGAUUAAUUUUUAUUAAAUGGGGUUAUUCUGAUAUUGUUGAUGUAAUUCAAGAAAUUAAUGAAGUAUUAGAUGAACAAGAAUAA
Molecule: messenger RNA, 2643 nt
Organism: Entamoeba histolytica HM-1:IMSS
Lineage: Eukaryota; Evosea; Mastigamoebida; Endamoebidae
Exons: 2
Coding region: 1-2643 (880 amino acids)
Source: RefSeq, a predicted model, not a curated record